Messenger RNA from Ceratitis capitata (Mediterranean fruit fly), 6201 nucleotides. It is a transcript of the gene boi, whose product is annotated as interference hedgehog. The transcript has 12 exons. Gene Ontology annotation, molecular function: protein binding. The coding region runs from base 2207 to 5797 and encodes 1196 amino acids. Gene Ontology annotation, biological process: axon guidance; cell-cell adhesion. NCBI's taxonomy places the organism in Eukaryota, Metazoa, Arthropoda, Insecta, Diptera, Tephritidae. The record is from RefSeq and is a predicted model, not a curated record. Gene Ontology annotation, cellular component: axon; plasma membrane.
UUAGUUUAGUUCAAUUUGAAACGUUUGGUAAAUAAGUGCAAAGUGCGCUCGACGACGCUUUCUUACGUCCACAGUAAGAAUACCGAGACCGCAGAUUUUUUUUUGUAUAUCGUGCGUGCGCGUGUGCUGCAAAAUGCAAUGAAACCGUUGUGUUUUUGUGUGGCGUAGAGCAAAAAUUAAACUAAAAUAAUUGUAAAAUUAUAUAAAAAGGAACUUGGCUUGCUUGCGGCUAAGCGUGCGCAGCGUUGCAUUUGGUUUAUUUAUGACAACCGAAAAAUCGAAUAUUUUUUUAACAAAUUUGUAUGUAUUUGUGUAGCCGGCAGUGACAGGAAGCUGUUGUGAUUUGUGAUUUUCUACUUGUCUGCCGCUGGUAAGCAAAGCUGUGUCACAUCGGCUGGCCGGCUGGCGAGCGGGCUGGUUGUCUAUCUAUCUGACUAACCAACUAUCAGUCCGUCUGUCUACUCGUCCCUCCGUCCCGUCUAUUCGUCUGCCUACCGUGUGCCAAAGUUGCGUGCAGAUUUCAAGAAAUUUUAGAAUUUUUUUGUUUUGUUUAUUUUUAGACGCUCGUGAGCAGGCAACGAAGCAACUUUACGAAUGAGUGACACAAAAGUGCUGCAAAAGGCGUAAUAGGCGAACAAGAAAAAUAAAAAAUUAAAAACAAAAUUAAAAACAAAGAACAGAAAAAUCUUUCAAAAAAAAAAGUGCAGAAUGAAUUUCUACUAAACUCUCAGCACAGAACUUUGUAAGAAUAAAAAAAAUAUCAGUAAAGCCGACAUAAUUCCCCCAGACAAUGCCAUUAAAGAAUGAAAAUAUUGGCAGAAUGUUAAAACUGAAAGAAAUAUAAAUUGAAAAUUUUCGUCCCAAAAAAAAUGAUUAAAAAAAUAAUAUAAAGAAAAAAUUGUGAAAAAAUCCAUAAUAGAAUUGGCCAAAUAAAUAAUGUGCUUUUGGCAUAUAUAGACAUACAUACAUAUUUUUUUUAAAUUUUUGUUUCGAUAGCAAAGUGAUUAUUUUUUUUUUUUUUUGGCAAGUGAAAACCGACAAGUGCACCCUAAAAAAAUUAAGAAUAAUAAAUAAAAGCAUACAAAAAAAAAAUAAAAAACGCAUGCGCAACCCUCAAAUGUUUGCAAGUGAACUGUUUUGAGGGUUAAUUGAAACAAAGGCUGAUGAAAAAAAGCCAGCAAAUGCAUUGAAACGGGCAGAUUAUCAAAUAAAAAAGUACAAAAAAACAUAUGUAUAUUCAUAUAUGUAUAUACAUAUACAUAUUAAGAAGAAUUUCUGAAGGUCCUGAGGAUUAAAUUAAAGACUUCAUCGAAUGGCUGUUAGGCUUGCAUAGAUGAACUCGUCAUAAGAAACCAAACAACAACAAUGACGAUAAUACAAACAGCAACAUCCAAAGCAUACAAAAAAGUAAGAGCGAACGUCAUUGCAAGUAGAGCAUUUAAUGGCAGUAAAUCGUAAAACAUUGUUACGAAUGGCCACAGCUGCAGAUGCAGCACUGAGCAAGGCAACAAGCAACAACAAGAAAUAUGUGUGCUACAAAGCAACUGUGGAAAAAAGAGUGCAGCAAGAGAGGAGAAAGGGCAAGGCAGCAGAGGAAUGUGAAAAUAUGCAGCGUGAAAAAUUCCAAGCACAGCAUGACUUGCUGACAACAACAACAACAACAACAAAAAUGGCACUAAACCAAGCAACGCAUACGAAAACAGGAAAAAGAGACUGAGAACAAAGGCUCAGCUUUGCUUUACAUAACAUCAAAACAGAGAAAAAUAAGAAAUAAAACGAAAAAAAAUCAAACGCAAAGACAAGCGAGUGCAAGAAAAAUGAUGCAGUUUUAUUUAGUUAAGGCAAUAAACGCAACACAACACAACAACAAACCGUCAUGGCAAUGUGGCACGAAAGCGAACGGGCGUUGAAGGCUUGGAAUGUACAAGCCGCGCCAUUUACUCGGACCGCCGACUUGCAACACGGUGCACAGCUUACAGCUUGCAACAGUGCAACUCUCAAAGCGAAAGCCGAGCGUACUCAAGAUGCAAACAAAUGACAAAGCUAAUCCAAACAGUAUGCAGUUGCUGAGCUUAUUAUAUGCCUAAUACCGUAAUCAUAACUGUACUUCUCAUCAAAGAAGGAAAAAUAUAAAGUCAGCGCAGCGGUCACAUCCGGUUUGGGGCUCAUUAAAAAUCUAUAAUAAUAAUAAAGCUGGUGUUUCGCCAUGUCGCCGCACGUCACAUCAACGUCAGCAACAUCAUCAGCGACAUUUUGGUUGCUUCAGACGUUACUGCUCUGCCACCGACUUGCAUUGUCGGCAGCCUCACAGUCCUCCUCGCUGGGCGUGCACAUUGUGCGUUCGCCUGAAUCAGCAGUCGCGCCGAAAGGCGAUGAGGUAGUCUUCGAGUGCGAGUUGAAUUUGACGCCGGAGCGCUUGGAAUGGCGAUUUCGUCAUACGAGCGCACGCGCAACGGAUGCCAUGAACUACAAUUACCUGCAUGCGGAGGACGGCCAUAAUAUCACAAAUGAGAACCUUUCCUCGCGUUUGCGCGUUUUCGUCUCGCCUGAGACUUUAGGCGACUACCAAUGCGUCGCGUGGUUUGGCUCCGCCGCAAUCGCUUCGACGCCUGCGCGCCUCACACUCGUCUCCAUAAGCAUUGACAACUCGAAUGGUUAUAGCCGCAAUGCGAUACGUUGGAGCGUGGCGCCGAAAAAUUGCAUACUGAUACGCUGCGGCACGGUCACCUCAAAUCCGCCUGCGGUAUGGAGCUUUUUUCGCAAUGGCGAAAAAGUGCCACAGACUGAGGUAUUGCCUUCGGCGAAUGGCGCGCUCAUACUGAAUUCGGUCUCAUCCAAAGACUCAGGCAACUAUACCUGCUCGGCAAUGAAUGCCAUAACGGGCGUGGAAGUGCGCCUGCCACAACGCAUAGAUUUGCGCGUCGACUAUACCGAUCGCACGCCGCCCUAUUUCCUCAAUCCACCGCCGGCGCAGGUGACUGCGCGUCCGGGCGAAACAGCUGUGCUCGAGUGUCCCGGUGUGGGCUCACCGCCGCCUGAAGCGGUCUGGAGCAGUCCGAAUGUCAUUAAUAUCUAUAACAAUCGUACAAAGAUGCUGCCAUACGGCUUGCAGAUCGCCGAUGUGCUACCCGAGGAUCAGGGUUCGUAUGUGUGUCGCUUAGAUAACGGCAUCGCGCCAGCAUUGGUGCAAAUUAUAAAGUUUAUUGUACUCGAGCCGCCGCAAAUUCUACGCGGUCCGGCGAAGACGCGCACUAACGAGGGCGAUCAACUGGAGUUGGAGUGCUCGGCGGCGGGCAAUCCGUUUCCACAAAUCUAUUGGCUGAUUAACGGCGAAGAUACCUCGCUGGAUAAUGAAACUUUCCAUGAAGAUCGUCGUUUGGCCAUACGACAUGUGCAGAAGCGACAUGCGGGCAUUGUGCAAUGUUUUGCGAAGAACGAAGUGGGCGAGGUGAGCGAAGGCAGUUUAUUGGAAGUAAAUCCGAAGCAAAUACAAGGCGAGGACUCGUCGCCUUUGGGUAGUGUGCCCAUACGCAUGUCAUACGAGCACUCGGGCAACAAGAAUAAGGGCAAACGGAAGCAUAUGAAAAUGCCAAACAUGGUUCCACCUUCCCGGCCGAAUGUCACGCGCUUGGCCGACGACUCGGUCAUGCUGCGCUGGUAUGUGCCCAAGAACGAGGGUCUGCCCAUACAGUUUUUCAAAGUACAGUAUCGCAUGCUCGGCGACUCGACUCGCAAGAUACCGCGCGAAAAUUGGCAGACCACCAACGAAGAUAUACCCUAUGGUAAACGUGAUCGCAUCUAUGAAGGCGUGAAAAACUUUACCUCCUCCGUAACUGGCUUGAAACCAGAUCGUUUCUAUCGUUUUCGCAUCAUCGCUGUCUACUCGAACAAUGAUAAUAAGGAGGGCAAUACAUCAGCGAAAUUCUUUUUACAAAGCGGUGAGGCUUUGGGUCCAACAAAGGCGACGCUACCAGCGCCAGAGCUGGUGCGCGUAGAGCCGCUCUCUGAGACCGCCGUUAUGAUACACUGGACGUUGCCGGCGAAUCCAGUAAAUGUGCCAGAUGGUUUUUAUGCCUACUACCGACUCGCCUCCUCGGCGGGUGAGUACCUCAAGGCGACUGUUGAUGGCCAGCAUACACGGAAAUUCAAAAUUGACAUGUUGGAAGCAGGCACCGCAUACGAAUUCAAACUUCAGUCGUUUAAUGCGCUUGCCGCGUCUGAGUUUAGUGCCAUCUUGCAGGGCAAAACGAAGAAACCUGCUACAACGCCAGCGCCCGCACCACCAGUUAUUAUGACGCCCAUCAAAACGAAGGAGAGCGACAAACCCAAAUACCCCUUAGUGGCGGGCAUUGCCGGCUGUGGCAUACUGCUAGUGGUGGCCAUCGUAGCCGCCUUUCUCUGUAUGAAACGACGCAAUCCGUCGCCACCGGAGGAUGAAGACAAGCCUCAACUGGACCAUAUACAGGCGGACUUUGUGACACCCUCGGUGCUGGGCGUGUCGACGCAUCAUAAAUCCGGUCAUCGUCUGAAUGGCGUCAUACCACGCAUGAACAUCACGCCGAAUCCGUUGGCACAGGAAGCCGAUAAGAAUCGCAACAACGUGAUGGAGCUACGCUUCCUGCCCAACAGCAACACGAACACCAAUAGCGCCAGCAAUUCCGAGAGUGCCAGUAAUUUGAACGCUACCCACGCGCAAACGAGCAGCAGCCAUAAUAGUCUACACCAGCCGUCUUCAGCCUCGGUCAAUGGCAACGCUGAUGCCACCGAUGAAUCGUACACGCUGCCACCGCGCUCUUCCUCGUCCUGUGAGACGCUGGAAGCCAGCGAGGGUAUCUUCAAUGCCAACGAUCCGAACUCGCCACUUUCCAAGCCCUUGCCGCCACUGCCGAACCACAAACCGCAGCACAGCCAACAGCAGCACCAGCACCAGCAGCAAACGCAUACAACCCUACCGAAAAUGACCGGUAAUAAAGCAAAAGCCGCACCACCCGUCACAACGGUAAAUGCAGUUACAACCACAGCAACAGCAAAUGCAAAUCAUGCCACAGCACAUUACAAUCACAACACGAAUGCCAUGCAUUUGCAUACGAAAUCGAACUCAUCCCACUCAUCCACCUCCUCAUCAUUUCAAUCUUUACAUAAUUCACAGGCACACCUCGGCUCGCAUCAGGGUCUACAUCACGCGCAACCCUACCACCCACAUCCCUCAUCGCCCGGCACACCGACGUUGAUGCAUAAGCGCGGCGAUUACAUGUCGCCACCGCAGCCACCGCCGCAUCAUCAUCAUCAUGCCAAUCCAGCGGUUGUCGGCCAACAUCCGCCACCGGUGCCGCCACAUCAGAAUAACAACCACAGUGGUCAUCACAAUGCGCAUCAUCUCUACCAACAGCAACAGCAGCAGCAGCCGCAACAGCAACAACACCACCUACACCAUCACCAACAACAGCAACAACAACAACUGACGCCGGCCAUGGAACAACAACGUCGCACACUGGAACGCAGCGCGCGCAAUCUCCACUAUACGGCGACCGCAGUGCCCGCCAAUGCCGGCCAACCGCACGAUGCCGCCAUGAAUAUCGAUGGCCUGCCAACACGUAUUCCCUCGUUGCGCCGCACACGACGCACGUCCGGCAGUGCCAACAAUAACAACAAUGGCGGUGUAGGCAUACCCAUUGUGCCGGGCAGUCCGCGUGUGCAGCGCUCACCGAUGCCGGCGCGUGCUAUGAUGAAGCGCGGUCGACUGGGCAGUCACAAUGACAACAUGUCCUCGGGCAGUUUGAACAGUAUUGAGGUGUAAACAACGGGCGGGUUUUGUGUGGGUUCGGGGGUUAGUGGGUGCGGGGAUUUGAGGUUUAGCAGAGAGUACCAAAAGAGUGCUUAAUGUGGCGGCGGGGUUUACGUGUAACUAGUAUUAAGUGUUAGUUGUAGUUUAGGGAGAGGGAAAGAGAGGUGCAGAGUAUGCAACUGUUUGGGGGGCAGUAAGAUUGUAGUUUUAGGCAGCAUAACGGUUCUUUAAUAAACAAAUACUUAUUUAAUUAUACAGACAAUUCAAGAUGCCGGGCAGAGGGCGGGGCCUAUAUUAUUUAUAAAGGAAAAUUAAUAAAACUAAAUACAAUAAAAUUAAAUAUGUUCAAUUAAAUUAAAAUGAUAAAAUUAAAAAAUUAAAAGAUUAAAAAAAAAUAAAAAUAAAAUAAAUUAUUA